Molecule: messenger RNA, 4491 nt
Organism: Anarrhichthys ocellatus (wolf-eel)
Lineage: Eukaryota; Metazoa; Chordata; Actinopteri; Perciformes; Anarhichadidae
Product: nuclear receptor ROR-beta-like
Exons: 10
Coding region: 624-2129 (501 amino acids)
Biological process (GO): regulation of transcription by RNA polymerase II
Cellular component (GO): nucleus
Molecular function (GO): nuclear receptor activity; zinc ion binding; RNA polymerase II cis-regulatory region sequence-specific DNA binding
Source: RefSeq, a predicted model, not a curated record
CUGGCUCUGCUUCCAAUUGCCUUCCUAUUGUUUGCUGGAACGGUCGUCUUAUUUUCUCACGACAAAACUGAGCACCAGUCAAUCAUUUACCCAGCCACCUUAACACUCGCUCCUGACUGCGCGUUCCCGCGAGAGCUGCGAAAGGAGCUGUCGGCGGUGAGAUCAUGGGAGAGUCCACGCUUGGAGAAAGUAGGUUAGCAGGGUAGACUGAGAGGAAAGCAGGCGGAGAGUCACAUCGCAGAGGGGGGGUCCGAUCACCGGUCGUCCACCCUGGGACUAUUCUGUCAAAAAAAAAAGAAAAAGUUGAGCAAAAUCGAAUCGCCAGUGCGCCGAGACGGUUACGAUGCUAUCCAUAGAGACUUUAUUCACUCUUUUAUUUCGGUCUGACUUGACCGAGCGAUAGAGGAGCGGAGUUUCAGCUAGUUUUUUUCUCCUUUCUUUUUUUUUUUUUUUUGGUCGUGCUUCACGAGAUCUGUCUGCAGCCGGAACAAAGUUCAUAUUUCCAGAGCCAGUUGACUGUGGCGGCUCCAGCGGUGUAUUCUCCAUCCUGUCACCCACAUUAACCACAUGUAGCCCAGUUUCUUUUUUUUUAUCGUUCAGCCAAGAGAAAGAUAACAUCAAAAAUGAGAGCCCAGAUUGAGGUCAUCCCCUGUAAGAUCUGUGGGGACAAGUCCUCAGGAAUCCACUAUGGAGUCAUCACCUGCGAAGGCUGCAAGGGUUUCUUCCGUCGCAGCCAGCAGAACAACGCCAUGUACUCUUGUUCUCGCCAGAGGAACUGCCUGAUCGACCGGACUAACCGUAACCGCUGCCAGCACUGCCGCCUACAGAAGUGUCUGGCUUUGGGCAUGAGCAGAGAUGCGGUCAAAUUUGGUCGUAUGUCCAAGAAGCAGCGUGACAGCCUCUACGCUGAAGUGCAAAAGCACCAAAAGUCCCAGGAGUGUGUGGGCUCCGCAGGCGGGGGCGCCACUGCUCUGUCCAUACCCAAGGAGGACGGCGUCUGCGGCGGUGGAGCGGAGGAUAGUGAAGAGGGUCUGAGCCGGUCCUACAGCAGCGGGGGCUCCAGCUCCACCCUCAGCGACCUGGAUGACAUCGCGGCGCUGCCUGACCUGUUUGAACUGCCGCUGACGCCCGAGGAGUCCAGCAAGUACUGCAGCCUGGAGCUGAUCGGCGGCGGAGCCAGCACCGGGAACACCUCCAACUCAUCUUCCGCCUCUUCAUCAUCCUUGUCCAAUCAGAAUUCCCCGCAGCAGACGAUGCUGGACGGGGCAGACACCACCGGGAUCCACGUCUUGCAUACACACUCUCUCACGCAUCCGCUGCUGAAACACACACAUGCACUGCUUGAUCAGCUGCCGGAUGACUGCUCAAUAACAGACCUUGAGCGCAUCACUCAGUGUAUUCUCAAGUCUCACUUGGAGACGUGUCAGUACAGCGCUGAGGACAUGAAGAGAUUCACCUGGGCACAAUACACACCUGAGGAAACGCGUGCUUUUCAAAACAAGUCAGCUGAGUGGAUGUGGCAGCAGUGUGCACACCACAUCACCAAUGCCAUUCAGUAUGUGGUGGAGUUUGCCAAACGCAUUGCUGGCUUCAUGGACCUGUGCCAGAAUGAUCAGAUUAUAUUGCUGAAAGCAGGCUGUCUCGAGGUCCUGCUGAUACGCAUGUGCCGAGCGUUCAACGUCAACAACGGCACCAUCUUCUUCAAUGGAAAGUUUGCCCUGGCUCAGUUCUUCAAAGCACUCGGUUGUGAUGACCUGGUCAGUGCCGUGUUUGACCUGGGAAAAGGACUCUGCCGUCUACAGCUGUCUGAUGAAGAGAUAGCCCUGUUUAGCGCUGUCGUUCUUCUAUCUCCAGAUCGGCACUGGCUAACAGAAGGCCAAAAGGUUCAAAAACUCCAGGAGAAGGUCUACCUGGCUCUGCAGCACAGUCUACACAAGAGUGGAGCUUCAGACGAGAAACUGGACAAGAUGAUGUCCAAGCUGCCCAUGAUGAAGUCGAUCUGUAACCUCCACACAGAUAAACUUCAGUUUUUCCGUUUGGUCCACCCAGACACCGCCUACAGUUUCCCACCACUGUACCGGGAAGUGUUUGGCAGCGAGCUGUCUCUGCAGGACUCCACCAACCGCUAGACAGACCGAUAGACAAGCAAAGACAGAUGGAGAGUGUGUUAAGAAGUAAGGAAGCAACAAGGAAAGACAGAGAAGGAUAGAGAUGUUGAAGCUCAACAACCAGCAGUUAAGAGACAAUCCAGGACUUUAAGUACUCCGUCUCCCAUGAUCCCAAAGAAGUCCUCCACUUUCCCAGCAGGCAAAGCACCUUACACUACAGACCACACAUGCUCAUGGUCCUCUGCAUAUUGUAGCAUUAACAACAAGCGGAUGGGCACAAUAUGGGUAAUAAUAACAACAGCCCACUAGACGUGAGACAGCUCCAGGCUCCAACACUUGUUUAACAUCAGAUCCGCUGUGGGUCACCCAACCAGUUAUGAAUGUACCUCAUGGAAAAGCACCAGUGCAUAAGCCAGAACCCAACAAUGGUGAAUGUACAAACAUGCCACUCUCAGACAGAGUUUUACACAAAGUAUUAGAAUGAAGUUGUGUUGAUCCACAGGUCUCACUAUUAAUAUAGUUCUGUCAACAUUUCUGUCAUAUUAAUACAUCUGUGUGGUAUGCCUGCGUAUUCAUACAGACAAUAUCCUUGUACUGACCAUCACUUAGGGACCAAGAUCUUGAGUCAUUUUCUCUGAUAUGAAACACACAGAUAUGACAUGACUCAUGGCGAAGGCCGACCUCUUUAUUCAGCUGAGAACCAGUUUCACACACAGUUAGACAGUGUUCGGUGCUGCCUUUUUGUAGGCUCUUGUAAUGCAAUGAGAAACCUCAGUCCCACGCACCCCUUUCCUUGUAAAUGCCACUUAGAGACAGGACAAGAUGAAAUUAUCUUUAAUUUAUACACACAUUUAUAAACAAAUAUUUUAAAUAAGAAUGUAAAUAGAUGACUAUAUAAGUAUAUGGAUAGAGUUGGUAUGUGUGAGUUCAGUUCAGAGAGAGAGAGAGGGAGAGAGAAAAGUGCGUAGUAAGAUGUAGAGAAAUGGAUAUUUCAGGAAAGCUGAUAUCUGGACUCGAGUUGUUUUCUGGACUACUUCCCCUCCUGGCAGUUCUCUCAGGUUCCCAUGGCAACAAUCCCCUCUUGCACUGAUGGCAAAACCUAGCUGGGUUAUGGGAGGUCAUCACGUAAGCGACGGGAUGGACGCUUGUUGCAGAUGCGACACCGUGCGGGGGGGCAGUGUAGCCAAACAAAGACGGAAAAAAACAUUGCGUUUAAAUUAGUUUUCAGUCUGCGCUGUUGCUCCCUGCCUAAAGAGACAAGACACAAGGACACUAAUGAGAAGAGAAGGAAAAAGAUGACUUCAUGAACUGUAUAAUAAAAUUGGAUACACAGGGUCUCCCCCGCCUGCUUCUAACCAGCAGUCAGUACAGUACGGUGUAGUGUAAUUGUCUUUCACUCACAAAGUUUCAGGUGGUUAAAGGCCGGAACGAAGAUGAUCCAUAAUAUGUAUCGUAAACCCUCCUUGCUGGUUGAAAAAUCUGUAUUAUUUUGUACAUUUGCUGUUCCUCUCUCCUUUAGUCCCUAACCCAACACUUGUCCAAACACCAAGCACUUACACUUUCCUCUUCCUCACUGGACACUAGUCUAAGGGCAGACAGAGCUACCAGCUGCCCCCCUGAGUUGGCCAUCAAUACCAGUAAGACUUUAAAGUCAAUCUGUUUCAUUAUUUUUGUUUUUUAUUCCAUAUCCGACACAAAAGGUCACCCAUAACUGUUUAUAUUUUUCAUAUACAUAAAUAACACACUCUCUGAAGGUUGUUACAUUGAGAUGAUGAUGAUGAAGAUGUCUUACUCGGGGUGCUGUGAAGUUCUUGAGCAGAGUCUGAGGACCUUCUGCCUACCGCUCAGGGAGAUGGCUGUGGUCUCUUGUCCCUUUUAUUACCAGUGUCGUCCUUUAGCCUUGUGCUCCUCACACCUUUGCACCUAAGAUAAAACCCAUAACCAUAAUCACUGUGGACGUAAAUUAUAUUUUUGUGAAUGUCACUCAUAAAGUGUCAAAGCCCUUCCCAAUUGUCCUAAUAUUGUGAAAUCAAAUUGACAAGACAUAGGAAUAAAAAUUAAAAAAAUCAGUUAGCAUUAAAGAUGAAUUCAUUAUAAGGGUUUAAUGUUUCUUUUUGCUGUGAUUUUCAUUUAUUUGUCAGUCUUUUAUCAACCUUUUUCUUUGUGUCUCCACUUUUGUUUUGUAAAGUCAGUGAUCUAUUUUUUUUUAACAAACAAAAAAGAAUAGUUUGUCUCCCUUCUCUUUCCCUGUAUGACAAAAUGUACAAGAGGUAUAUUACUAGUCCAAGAGUAACCGAGUUACACAGCUCUAUAUAUAUUGUUGUCCAAUGGGAUACAUUAUAUGUGGUUUUAAGAAUGUAAUAAAUGGUUUCUUUUUCUUUUG